Molecule: messenger RNA, 2596 nt
Organism: Pyricularia grisea
Lineage: Eukaryota; Fungi; Ascomycota; Sordariomycetes; Magnaporthales; Pyriculariaceae
Exons: 3
Coding region: 159-2552 (797 amino acids)
Biological process (GO): positive regulation of transcription by RNA polymerase II; DNA-templated transcription
Molecular function (GO): DNA-binding transcription factor activity, RNA polymerase II-specific; DNA binding; zinc ion binding
Source: RefSeq, a predicted model, not a curated record
CGCGUAACAGCCAAGACUACCCUAUCUCUACGUUUGAUCUGGCUCAAUCUUCUGCCAUAUUGCUCCAUCGUUGAAGAUAUCAGGGAAAACGUUCAAUCACUCCCGCAUGUUUGCGCCCCUCGUCAAGACGCUUGGCGGCGAGCUGCGUCCGGCUCAGCAUGUCUCCGAGUCUGAAGCGGAGGCGUAGUGAACUGUCUUCCGGAAACGCGCUACCGCCAGCCGCAACCGUCCCCAUCGAAACUGGUUCCGCACAAACACCUGCUGCGCCGAAACGACAACGCGUGUCGAGGGCAUGCGAUCAAUGCCGGGCCGCACGAGAAAAGUGUGACGGCGUCCAGCCCCAAUGCUACUCUUGCACGUCGCUAUCGAGAGCGUGUACAUACACCAUAGCGCCUAAAAAGCGAGGCGUCCAGACCGGCCUGAUACGAACAUUGGAGCUCACCCUCGCCUGGGUAUUUGAGAAUGUUGCAGGCAGCGAGGAUGCUCUCGCCGCGUUAUUAUCGAACGAAUCUAGGCGCGCCUCUGGGUUGCUGCUUGACAAGGGGAAUGAGGAAGGCAUUCGGCUACACAAGAGAUGGAGAAAAAGCAGGAUACACAGAGGAAUUGAUAGGUUACUAUCGGAAAAGGAUGGUGCUCCGCCUAGGGUGACAGAAUCUCCUAUUGAUUCCGAUGGCGACAUGCAAAAUUCGGUACCGGACCGUAAUACGGAGGAUCGGGACAUACAUCCGGCAGGGCCACCGAGGACAACCGGUUCGAGCACGCCGGCUACAGUGGUCAAUCUCCCGGCUCCGACGCAAUUGGCUUCUAUGACAAAAUCUUGCUUACCGCGAGUAAGCUUACCAAAGAACUAUCAACGACUUCUCGAUGUGUACAACUCGUACACCACUUGCUGGUUACCUAUACUUGACCAAGCAACACUACAUAAAACCGCGUCGACCUAUCCAGCAGAUGGCCUCAUCCUAGAGUCUCAGUUACCAUCCAUUGGUUCUCAUGCUGAACUAUGGGCAGCACUUGCGCUGGCCUCGUUUCAAAAUGCACAUUCAUCUGCCGAUCGCACUGGAGAAAUGCCAGCGGCAGAUAUUUAUACCGUGGCUCGUGCUUUAAUACCUUCCUCGGAGCAUACUGAUCUAACCAGGCCCCAUCUCAAGGCACUGUUGUUACUCUCAUUGGUGCAAUUCGGAAAGCAGAAUACACUCGCAGCCUCUCAUCUUGUGGGGAUGGCUGUUAGGCUUGCACUUCAGAUGAGACUUGGUCAGACGGAGCAGGUCAAUUCACAAACUUCCGAAAACCAACUGCUGGUAGCAGUAUGCUUUUCUUUGGAUACGCUUCUCGGUCGACUCUCGGUUCAGCCACCACAUCUUACAAGUAACUCGGUCAUGUCUCACAUUACUACAAGUCAGGAUAAUCCUGCCGAGUGGGUACAUUGGCUACCUUGUACCGGGUUUGGAUUUGCCGAACCGGGCAAUUCCAAUUCGGGUCCUAAGCAGUCUGUUCAACCUACCAAAUGUUUUGAUCAGCUAUUUCAAUUCUUCCGUGUUCUUAGUCACCAGUCGGAGUUACACUCGCGCCUUAAAGACGGUGUUGAAGGUGGAACCCUCGACCUUGUUCGGUGUCUGGCUCCGGAAUAUUCAUUUUGUAACUCAUUGGUGGGGAAUCAGGUAACAGCAUCGAUUCCAUCUGCUUACUUUGUACAAGCAGCGUUUCUCUCAGCUUCUCUUGUACUUUCACCCAAUGGUGCGAGCUCUAGAGUUUCACUCUUUUGGGGUCUUAUGGAAGUGAUUGAAACUUUCAUAUCUCGAUUCGGCGCCGGCAGCACUCCUCCACUACUGGUUUCCUUUAUGCGGCUGGCUUCCAAUGAAGGUCGUAUAGACUGUCUACAGGAAAAUGACAGGAGACGUUGGGUGUCUCUAUCACGAGCUUUAUGUGCUAUUUGGAGCCCUGCUGGUGAUGAACGCCAUCCCAGUACACAACCACAACCGCAGCCACAGCCACAGCCACAGCCACAGUCGCACACACAACCACAGCUCGCACAGCAAGAACACGUCCAAGAACGAAAUCACCAAACUAGAUCAAGCCCUGCUCAAGGACAAGCAAGUGUACAUCCAUUGCCACCUCCGAUUGAUGGUCGGACACGAAUUCCCUUUUUAAAUACACAACAUCCUGGACCUAUACAGCCGACAAAUUCUCGGUUCGGGCCAUUCUCCAUGCAACAACCGUCAAAUAUUGGGCAUGAAUCUCAACCAUCAGGAAUGCUUCCAUACCAUGGCUCUAUGCAUCUCGGCAACCCGGGCAAUAUACCUAGAAAUAUGGUACCUGGUACCAACGGUACGAGAAUGAUGGAUCACGGAAUGCACAACGCGACGACGCUUGGUAUGCAGAACCGUCAUCACGACUCAAACAAGGGGCUUGAUUAUGAUGCCAUGCUGGAUGAGCUGGCAGCUGCUGAUUGUAAUGAUACUUUGGAAACUGAUCCUGCGUUUAUGACGAACCUGGGCUUUGCCCCUGGAUAUGACUUGGACGAAUUUCUUCGAAAGGGUUUUGGCUCAUUUUGAUGAAUAGAGCCGUCAUUAUAAAUACAAUGUUUAUUAUUAGCGGA